CCAGACAAGGAUCGUUGCCUCAUUUUCCUGGAUAAUUUCACGGAAGUGGAGCAGCUAAAAUUGCUGAAGGGAAUGAAAGAGCGGUAUGAUUGGUCAAAAAUUCGAGAGAAUUUAUUGGCCGGGAACUUUGAUAAGAUCCUCUACCGAUUGCUGAAACAGCAGAAGGAGAAUCGAGAGAGGAUACAGUUGGGAACAGAUAAGGAUAGGGAAGUCCAUAAGACCUUAUCUGACAUGAAGGAAAUGAUGACCAGCAUGAAAGAAGAGCGGUUGAAGCUUCAAGUGAUGAUGGCUAAGGCGAAAACUGGGAAGAGAAAAGGGAAGGAGCCUGUCACUAAAGAGAGUACUAGUGAGAGUGAGAGCGAGGAGGAAAGGGAACCCCCUCGUAAGUUGACCAAGGCUGAGAGGAAAGCCUUGAACCAGAUACAAGGAGGGCAAGGUACUUCUUGUAAACAAGGAGAAAGCAACAAGAACGGAGGAAAUGGAAGUGGGGAGCGACAGGUUGACCAAGGACAACAAAAUCAAGGUCAACAGACUCAACCACAGGGUGGUCGAUGCCGUGGUAGAGGCCGCGGAAACGGAAGUGGACGUGGAAACUGGCAGGAAUACGUCUGCAAAUAUUGUGAUAUGAAGGGACAUGUUAUUUGUUUCUGCCAGAUUCUUGCUAAGGAUGAGAAGGACCAUGUCGUCUUCACGACGAUUCGAGGAGAAGUCUUUGACUUCGAGGGAAACCUCAUGGAUCAGGAUAUUGAAGGAGGAAUGAGAAAGGAGGCUUUUCGACGGAUGAGCCGUCCUCUUCCGGCCACGUUUCGCCUAACUUCUCCUGAAGAAGCAAGUCUUUUUGAGUUGGAAGAAACAAUGGCUUCUCUGAAGAUUGGUGGGUGUGACGAAAAUGAGUUGGAGGAAAAGAAAGAACACAUUGCUCAUCGGGCGCGAGAGGUAACCAGGAAACUGGGCAAAUGUCGAAAUUUCAUUGUUCAAUUAUGUGUUGACAUGGAAGAAGUUUGGCCGAACCUUCCGAAUGUGUUCCUCUUUGGUGGAUGGGAAAACGAAGGACAGGAUGGGUCAGCACCUUUGGCCGCUUCGGCGCCGGAAGCGCCAAUGACACGGCCAAUGACGAUGUCCAGACCUGUACUCAAGCGAGGGAUGCCAACCGUCAUGGUGCAGACAAGGAAAGGAAGGAAGACCUCACAAUCGCAGCCUGUGCCAGGAGAAAGUUCAAAGGGACCUCAGGAGAAAGAACCUAUUCAGGUAGAAGAAGGGGAGGAUGAUGAGGAGGAUGAAAGAUUGUGAGCAGAGGAUGAACUGCUAGCAAAACAGAGAGCUAUAGAAAAGGCGUCGGAAGUAG
Messenger RNA from Chara braunii, 1345 nucleotides. NCBI's taxonomy places the organism in Eukaryota, Viridiplantae, Streptophyta, Charophyceae, Charales, Characeae. The record is from the annotation of a GenBank genome assembly.